Lodderomyces margitis is the source of this 1146-nucleotide messenger RNA. Its product is annotated as deoxyhypusine synthase. Gene Ontology annotation, molecular function: deoxyhypusine synthase activity. The record is from RefSeq and is a predicted model, not a curated record. Gene Ontology annotation, biological process: peptidyl-hypusine biosynthetic process. Gene Ontology annotation, cellular component: cytoplasm. The transcript has a single exon. Bases 1 to 1146 code for a protein of 381 amino acids. NCBI's taxonomy places the organism in Eukaryota, Fungi, Ascomycota, Pichiomycetes, Serinales, Debaryomycetaceae.
AUGGCAGAGUCCGGAAAGCUUCCCAACUUGGCAUCAGAUGCCGUUUUAAAGCAAUCAGCACCAGUGCCUGACUCGUUUGAAGAAGUUAGCGGCAUCGAUUAUUCCAAAGACAAUGCAUACAAUAUGCAUGCUAAAGACUUGAUCUCAUCAAUGUCAAAAAUGGGAUUUCAAGCCAGUUCUUUAUCACAAGCGUGUAAAAUAAUCGAUGAGAUGAGAACUUGGAGAGGUAAACACAAGUCUGAACUUGAAGAGCAUAAACAAGGUGGAGAAUUUGAUGACGAUGGAUUUCAAAAGACAACGAUAUUUAUGGGGUAUACGUCGAAUUUGAUUUCAAGUGGCUUGAGAGAUACAUUGCGUUAUUUGGUUCAACAUAAAAUGGUUAGUGCAAUUGUUGCCACUGCUGGUGGUGUUGAAGAAGAUUUGAUAAAGUGUUUGGCACCUACAUACAUGGGAGAUUAUACAUUACCAGGCAAAGGAUUACGAGACCAGGGAAUGAAUAGAAUCGGUAACUUGCUAGUGCCUAAUGAUAACUAUUGCAAGUUUGAGGAAUGGAUAGUGCCUAUACUUGACCAGAUUUUACAUGAACAACAAGAAGAGUUGGCCAAGGAAGGUACAAAUGCAUUUGAUGCCGACUCGAAGGCCAACUGGACCCCUUCAAGACUCAUUGAUAGACUAGGCAAGGAAAUCAAUGAUGAAAGUUCAGUACUCUACUGGGCUCACAAGAACCAGAUCCCCAUUUUUUGCCCAGCUCUAACUGAUGGAUCCAUUGGUGAUAUGUUGUUUUUCCACACAUUCAAAGCUUCGCCACAACAAUUGCGUUUAGAUAUUGUUGCUGAUAUUAGAAAAAUCAAUUCAAUGUCAAUGGAGGCAUCAAAAGCGGGCAUGCUCAUAUUAGGAGGAGGCUUGAUUAAGCAUCAUAUCUGCAAUGCAUGUUUAAUGAGAAACGGUGCUGAUUACGCAGUCUACAUCAAUACAGGUCAGGAGUUUGACGGGUCCGAUGCCGGAGCAAGGCCUGAUGAAGCUAUUAGCUGGGGUAAGAUCAAAGCUGAUGCAAAGUCAGUCAAAGUAUAUGCUGACGUGAGUUUAGUUCUUCCAUUGAUUGUUGCCGCCACAUUUGCUAGUGAAAAACCAAAAAUGGUUGCAUAA